GUUACAUAACGCGCAAGGGAAGACGCAUUUGGAUACGUUUCGUUGAUUUCCGCGCUAACACACUAUUUAUGUUAUUACGACCCAUUCUUUUUUUUUUAAAAUCAAACAUGAAGCCCGUGAGCGCCAUUAGUCGUCGUUUUUCUGCUUUCUAUAACCAUCUAGCCAAAUCCACGGAACCCCUCUUAAAGAACCGGAACGCCCAUCUUGCUUCGACUCUAUUUGGUGAGAAUCAAUCCAGACCGGGAAUGCUUCAUCAGGAUCAGCCUCUGGCCUACGGAGGUCAAAACACAAAUCGCUCCUCUUCCUCAGUGUCAAGCAGGAAAUAUGAUCAAGAUGGCAACCAUAACUUCCUGACAGGCAAUGGAAGAGGAAGAGGCGAUGAAAAUCAAAACCCGCAUCGCCCUAGUAAACUGGGCCCUCUGACCCCCGACCUGAAAUCCUCCCCCAGCAACUCCGGGAUCCUAUCACCUCGCUCCCGCAUGCCCUGCUGGAGCACGCUGGAACCCCUUCCCGAAAUCGAAUACUCUGAUGACAGCUAUGGCCGAGUGCCUCCCGAUGGAGCUGAGGAAAGGAGGAUGGAGGAAGAGGAGGGACAGAUGAUGACCAAGCACAGGGAGAAGAUGGAGUUCCAGAGGAGGAAAAGCAGCAACCGAGGCAGGGAUGACCUGGAGGAGAUGAUGAAGCUUGAAAAUGACGACGAGUGGGGGGACAGCGGCUCGGACUCGGACUCUGGCGGGAGCAUGUCCUCCAUCCGAUUGGAGAGGGGAGGCAACUGGUUGUCGACCGGAGGCUUGGAACGGAUGGCGUUUGGGGAACAGAAGCUGAGCCGCCACGACAGCGAGCCGACCAGAAGUAAAGAGUCAUCGGGAAAACGGAGAAGCUUCAGCCGCAAUUCCAUAUCGGGAAGUCACAUGGAAGACCUCCUGGAGGAAGGAGCGGAGGAGAGGCAUGACCAGUCAUCGGAUUCUGAUGGCGAGCUUCCCGAAAUGAUGGAUGCCGUGUGGACUCUGCGGGACCGCGAGAGGUUCAAGGCUCAGGAGAUGGAGAAGCAUCAGGUGCAGCUGACCAUGUACCGGCGCCUGGCUCUGAUCCGUUGGCUCCGCACCCUGCAAGGACGCGUGGAGGAGCAACAGAACCGCCUGCAGUCCAGCUUUGAUAUCAUCCUCACGCACAGGAAGGAACUGUUGCGCAUGGGUGCCGCCGUGGUCAACCCGCCGCCGCCUGCCGCUGUGGGACAGUCAUAGGAGCGGAAACGAGGAACAAUGAAAGCGAUAUUUAUUUCCUCUGAGAUAAAAAGGAAAAAAAAAAACAUGCGUUCACAAGAGAUGUAUUAGCAAGGCAAAGCAACAGGAAGCGCUCUGAGUUAUUGACAUCGGGCGAUUUUAUCCAGUUAGAGGCCAGGAGCAGGUAAAUACGUCCAUUUUUUAUUUUAUUUUAUUUUUUUAUUUGUUUUUGUUUUUUUUCUGGAAAAGGUCAGCCUUUCGGAAAUGGCAAUCAGCUUGAGCUCUGCACCGCGCCCAAAUCCAACCCAAUCUGAUGGGUCAAAAUAAUUAACCCAACUUUGGGUAAAAUUAACCCAAUCUGCUCAAAGUCCAGAGCUACCCAGCAACUGGGUUACGAAGGAAAAAAAAGAAGCUUUUUUUUUUUGGUGUGG
Hippocampus comes (tiger tail seahorse) is the source of this 1654-nucleotide messenger RNA. It is a transcript of the gene c19h1orf216, whose product is annotated as chromosome 19 C1orf216 homolog. The record is from RefSeq and is a predicted model, not a curated record. NCBI's taxonomy places the organism in Eukaryota, Metazoa, Chordata, Actinopteri, Syngnathiformes, Syngnathidae. The transcript is spliced from 2 exons. Bases 69 to 1244 code for a protein of 391 amino acids.